This is a messenger RNA of Macrobrachium nipponense, 1351 nucleotides long. RefSeq names its product L-proline trans-4-hydroxylase-like. NCBI's taxonomy places the organism in Eukaryota, Metazoa, Arthropoda, Malacostraca, Decapoda, Palaemonidae. The transcript has 6 exons. Bases 84 to 848 code for a protein of 254 amino acids. The record is from RefSeq and is a predicted model, not a curated record.
CUGUACUUCACAAGGUCACAAAUUACAGUCCGCAGAGGAUCGCUUUAUUAGCUGCAACAUCUGACAGUCGCCAUGGAAGGAAAAUGCUGAAUGCAGAAGAGGUGGUCAAAAUAAAAGCAGCAGUGGCAGACAGCAAAGGAAUCCUGCAACACGCCUACUGCCGUAGCGACGGGACCCGAAACACCCGCAUGUGUGUGUGGAACCAUCCUGGCGAAGAUGUGACCGGAGUCUUGGUCAGAUCUCGGAGAAUUGCAUCCACUAUGGAAGAGUUGAUGGGAGGAGACGAAAUCUACCACUACCACAGCAAGAUGAUGAUGAAGGACGCUCGAACUGGGGGGUCAUUUGUCUGGCAUCAAGACUAUGGGUACUGGUACUUCAACGGGUGUCUUUAUCCGGAGAUGGGAUCAGUCUUCAUUCCGAUCGACGACUGCAUGCGGGCUAACGGCUGCCUCCAGGUGCUCGUUGGGUCCCACCAUAUGGGGCGAAUCGAUCACGUACAGGUCGGCACUCAGUUGGGGGCUGAGCCGGAAAGAGUUGAAGAGGCUAAAAAGCGCUUGAAGCACGUGUAUGUGGAAAUGGCAGCCGGGGACGUUCUGUUCUUUCAUUCGAAUCUACUGCACACUUCCGACGGGAAUGAUUCGGACAUGCGCCGUUGGGUCUUCAUCGUAGCCUUCAAUAAAAAGUCUAACAACCCGUAUGUGGAACACCACCAUCCACAAUACACUCCCAUGAAAAAGCUUGAUGAUUCUGAACUGAUGAAGUGCCAGGUGGUGGAGAAUUUGGAAGGGAAAUGGUUCAUGCAUCCUGAUGAAGACGUCUCCUACAAAGGCGGCCGAAGGUUCCACUAAUCUGAAGCAGGCGCCAUUUGAGAUGAACAGCAAAAGGGCGCCAUUCGGACCUCGACGAUCCUUGAAAUAGAUUUACUGCUCUCUCAACAUUAUUUCUCUUUUGUUGUUCUUAAAGCAAAUGGAAUGAGAUUGAAGAUGAAGUAGAAUACGGCUCAACGGAUAUCUAGAGUCGCGUUUAAUUCACUGCAAUUGUAAAUGGAAUGAACUAUAGUAUAUUCACAUCAACCGUUCUUUCGAUGUCUAAGUCAGUCCCUUAAGACGCUCCUGAUUGGCUGUUGAUAAGCCAAAUCGCAGGGCUGGAAACUCUCAGUCUCUCUCGAGAGUUCACACGGGUAGGAUCUAUGUCUUUUAAAAGUACCCCUCAGGAGAGGUGGAACAUACAUUCCAGCCAGGUAAUUGGCUUAUCAACAGCCAAUCAGGAGCGUCGUAAGGAACAGGCUUAGACAUCAAAUGCACGGUUGAUAUGAAUCUACUAUAGCCAGAAAGGCUUCCUUUAUAUACAU